AUGAAAAUUUUUUCUAAAGAACAAAAUAACGAACAUCAAAAGUUAAUUAAUAAUAAUGAUGAUAAGUGUCAAUAUCAUUCAUCUCGUCUUGAAUGGGCGGAAUUUUCUUGGACUCGAUGGUUACAUCUAUUAUGUUGGUGGUGGAUUAGUCCUACUCUUUCCGAAGGUUCCAAACGAUUAUUAACAGAAAAUGAUCUUGAUAAUCUACCAAAUACAGAUAAAUCUUCUGUUUUAUUGCAUCGAUUAGAAUCUUAUGACUGGACAUCAACAUCAACAUGGAAAAUAAUAAUUCAAGAAUUUUGGCAAGAAUAUAUAUUGGCGGGUUUAUAUUGUUUACCUUAUUUAAUUUCACGUAUUGCUCAACCACUAUUACUUCGCAGUAUUGUUUUAAAUACAACGAACGAAAAUAGAUCAUUUUUCACAGCUUAUAUAUUUGUUAUAUUAUUAUGUUUAUUUGGUAUUUUACAAGCUUUAUUUGAUCAUCAAAUUUAUUUUAAUUCAAUGCGUGUAGGAAUAAGAAUUCGUAAUGCACUUUCAGCCAUUAUCUAUAAACAUGCAUUAUCAAUUAAAUCUACAGUAUGGCAAUAUACGAAUACAGGUCAAAUUAUUAAUUUAAUUGCGAAUGAUACAUCGAAAUUUGAAGAAAUAUGUUCACGGUUACAUUUUCUAUGGGAAGGACCUGUUGAAGCUGUGAUUAUAUUUAUCUUUCUUUGGUGGAUUAUACAUCCAAUACCAGCACUCUUUGCAUAUCUUGUAUAUUUUUUAAGUAUUAUCAUAUUAUUUCUAACUGGUCGUCAUCUUAGUAAAUAUCGCGAUCUAAAAACUUCGUGUAGUGAUAAACGUGUUCAUGUGUUAGACGAAUUCAUUCAUGGAUAUGAAGUAAUUAAAAUGUAUAAUUGGGAAAAACUAAUGGAAGAUCGAAUAAAUCGAAUACGUCAAAAUGAAUUUGAUAUUUUAAAACAAGCUUAUUAUUUACGUGCUCUUAAUACUAUACAUUCUUUUAUUAUAGUACCAAUUCUUGCAUUAACUACUUUUGGUACUGCUUGGUUUUUAGAUCAUCGAUUAAAUCCAAUAGAUUGUUUUACAGUUCUUGCAUUCUUUGGUCUAUUACGAAAUCAGAUUAUGUUUAUAAUGCCAUUGCUUACUGAAAGAUUAACAGAUGUACAAGUUGCAUCGAAAAGAAUAGAUGCAUUUAUGCGAUUAACAAUAACACAAGAUCAAUAUUCAUCAUCGUCAUCUAAUACACAAAAAGGACAAAUUUCUAUGUCAAAUGCAUUCUUUUCAUGGUAUGAUGAUCAACCUUGUCUCUCAUCACUGAAUAUAUUUAUUAAACCAAAAACAUUUGUUGGUAUUGUUGGAUCAGUUGGAUGUGGUAAAUCAUCUUUACUUGCUGCUAUUCUUGGUGAAAUGAAUCUUAUCAAUGGCGAACUAAAUACAAAUUCGAAUUUAUUUUCUUAUGCAGCUCAAGCAUCAUGGAUCUUUACAGGAACAAUUCGUACAAAUAUUCUUCUCAAUCGAUCAUUUGAUGAACAACGUUAUCGGAAUGUUAUUUAUGCAUGUUGUCUUGAUCUUGAUUUUAUUCAAUUUGGUGUUAGUGGUGAUUUAACAAUGAUCGGAGAACGAGGGGUUAAUUUAAGUGGUGGACAAAAAGCACGAAUUUCAUUAGCUCGAGCUAUCUAUAAUGAAGCUGAUGUUUAUUUAUUUGAUGAUCCUUUAGCAGCUGUUGAUGGUACUGUAGCUAAACAAAUUUAUGAACGAUGUUUUAGUUCAAUAGGAUUAUUGAAAAAUAAAACACGUCUACUAGUAACUCAUCAAACACAAUUUCUUAUAGAUGCAGAUCAAAUCAUUUUUCUUUCGAAUGGUCAUAUUGAUGAACAAGGAUAUUUAGAGAAGUAUACACUUACGAAAGAUAUAACAGAUGAAAAACAAACAUCAGUAUUAGACAAUUUAAUAAAUGAACCUGAUAUUCAACCUAUUAUUACUGAAGAAACAGCAAUUAGUGGAAAAGUAAAAUGGAAUUUAUGGUUUUAUUUACUUACUGCACCACCACUCGGUCUAUGUGGAUUAUUUUUACUUAUUAUUUUACUUAUCCUAGGUGAAUUAUUUUAUGAUGGAACAAAUUAUUGGCUUAGUAUAUGGUUAAAACAAUCACAUAAAAAUCAUCAAGAUUUUUCAACAUUUGCUUAUAUCUAUUUUGGUUUAAUAAUAGGAACAAUCGUAAUAGAUGCUUUACGUACAAUAUUUUUUUUUAUUGUUAUUUUAUACGGAACAAAUCAUUUACAUAAUAAUAUGUUAAAAGGUUUGUUAUAUACAUCAAUACAAUUCUUUGAAAGUAAUUCAAGUGGACGAAUUCUUAGUCGAGCAAGUAAAGAUCAAAAAGUAAUCGAUGAAUUAUUACCAACAAAUUUACUUUAUGCAAUUAAAUCAUCUUUAAUGUCAAUUGGUGCUACUAUAAUUAUUUGUCUUAUUAAACCAUAUAUUUUAUUAGUUAUUAUUGGUUUAAUACCAUUUGUAUUAAUAUUAUGUCGAUUUUAUUUACAAUCAAAAAGUCAAUUAAAACGACUUGAAAGUAUCACACGAAGUCCUAUUUAUGAUCUUCUUUCAUCAUCACUCAAUGGUGUAGUUACUAUUCGUGCAUUCAAAAUUCAUUAUCAUUUCAUUGAGUUAUUUACUAAUCGAAUCGAUAAAAAUACACGUGCAUACAUCAAUAUGCAAGGUGCAGCAAGAUGGUUUGCUUUACGACUUAAUCUUUUAUCAUUUAUAAAUACAUUUUCAACUGCAAUAUUAUUGAUAAUAUUUCGUAAUGAAAUAGAUUCAUCAUUAAUUGCACUUUGUUUAAUGUAUACGAUAUCGAUACCAAAAUCAUUUCAAUUAUCUAUUCAACAAUUUUUUGAUGCAGAUUUAUUGAUGACAAGUGUUGAACGUAUUUAUGAAUAUUCAAAACUACCAUCUGAAGAAGAAGAACAACAGGAUAAUCAACAACGAUUAAUAAAAACUUCACCAGAUUGGCCAAUUUAUGGAAAAAUACAAUUUAUAAAUUAUUCAUUACAUCAUCGAUCAGGUUUAGAAUCAGUUUUAAAAAAUCUCAAUAUAGAAAUAAAAUCAACUGAAAAAAUUGGUAUUAUUGGUCGAACUGGUGCUGGAAAAUCAUCACUUUUCAAAGGAAUUUUUCGUUUUAUAUCUCAAUCAAAUAUUCAUGGUCAUAUUCUUAUUGAUGAUGUUGAUAUAAGUCGAAUUAAACUUAAACAUCUUCGAUCUCAUCUUAGUAUUAUUCCACAAGAACCUAUAUUAUUUAGUGGUACACUUAGAUAUAAUCUUGAUCCAUUCAAUAUUUAUUCUGAUGAACAAUGUUGGAUGGCACUUGAUGAUGUUCAACUUAAACAGUUUAUUACUAAUCAUUCGAUUGGUCUUCAAAUGUUUAUUAAUGACUCAGGUAGUAAUUUAAGUACUGGUCAAUGUCAAUUGAUAUGUAUUGCACGAGCAAUAUUACAAAAAAAUAAAAUUUUACUAAUUGAUGAAGCAACAUCAAGUGUUGAUAAAAAAACAGAUGAUAUCAUUCAAAAAGUAAUUACAAAUAAAUUUCAUGAUCGAACUGUUUUAACUAUUGCUCAUCGAUUGAAUACAGUAGCGAAAUGUGAUCGAAUUCUUGUGUUAGAUAAAGGUAUUAUUGUGAAUUUUGAUACACCAAUGAAUAUUUUAAAUCAAUAUCUAUAG
Adineta steineri is the source of this 3714-nucleotide messenger RNA. NCBI's taxonomy places the organism in Eukaryota, Metazoa, Rotifera, Eurotatoria, Adinetida, Adinetidae. The record is from the annotation of a GenBank genome assembly.